AUGGACGACAAGCGUGUCCCUUCGGAAGUAGCAUCUGUCGUUCUAAGUGACACGCCUCGAGAUUUGGAGUCUCAAAACUGCAAAAUUUACAAAUGUCACUCGGAAAAACGCGAUGACACACGGAAUGAAGAAAGCACGCAAGACGUGAUCAAUUUCGGGGAUGUACCUGGGAUUUACAUUGAGACUUCGGACGAGGAUGACGCAUCUGAAGAAUUGGCAUUGAGUGAUGUUGAGCAAACGGAGACUCAACUUCCACUUGCAACCGCUCCAGAAUCAUCUGACUGCGAAAAAGAAUUUGCAUCAAUUCUCCACGAGCGCGUUCAGAAGCUCUGGUCGGAGAUGACAAACCUUCGGAAGAACCUGAACGAAGAGACGACUCUCUGGAGAAAGGAGAAAGAGGAAUUUCGGCUUUUACGCGAGAAAAGCGACGCUCUUGCAUUUGAAGAGGCAACCGCGGCCGCACGAGCCGCAGCUGCGGCUUAUGCCAUUGAAUCACCGCUCUCGAAUGAUUUAAAUAAUAUCGUCGACAUUACAUCGGAACGGAGUAUCCUGGAACUCACGAUACUCGAGUACGAGAAAAAUCUUGCCAAAUACCACGAUCGACAUUCCCUCGAGCAAGCUGAGCAACGUUACAAUUCAUACAGACACGUGCUCGCCGAUGCCUACAAGCAGAAGCUGUCGGAAGUCGAACGCCUCUGCGACGAGGAAUUGGAGAACAUACGACAAAAUGCGAAUUAUCUAGAGGCCUUCAAGGAGAUCACGUCGCAGUGGUCCGUCGAUGAGAACAAUCACGGCGAUUCGCAACAACACAGUUGCGACGAUAAACCCGAAUCCACGGAAUCAUUUAAAAUUGUCGAAACAAGUCUGAGCAAUGACUGGUGCAUAUACAGGAAGAUUGACGAUGAGGUCAAUAUGGUCCCGGAAAUUUUGUCCGCCCGUUUCAAACGGGAAGAAGCGAUAUAGAAGCUUAUCCUGCUCUCUAUCUCGAUUAAUUAUUUUUAUUGUUAAUAUUAUUAUGUAAUUAUACACUGCGCAGCUUUUUUAUUUCUAUACUCUUCGUAAGAAAAUAAGAUCAACGUUUUUUCUUCUUGUACCUGAACAAACUGUGAUGACAUUAUAGAUAGCACGGUAGUUUCGACUGCUCUGGCAACAAUUAAAGCCACUUAAACUCAAUUUUUGUUAACCGCAUGUAUUUAAGACAUGUACGUCAUACACACAUAUAAAUACCAAGCGUUUUUAGUCUGAAUUUUAUAUUUUACAAUUUCUAUUUGAGAAUAUUAUUAUAUUUAUCUGAACAAUUAACAAAUAACAUAGUCAAAUUUUGUGUCACGACACAUUAUAGAAAAAAUUGGUUCUUUGAUUUUAUUUGAAAAUUUUAUAUUCUUUACGAAUUACAAGAUUAAAACAAU
Monomorium pharaonis (pharaoh ant) is the source of this 1409-nucleotide messenger RNA. RefSeq lists its product as uncharacterized. The record is from RefSeq and is a predicted model, not a curated record. Lineage: Eukaryota; Metazoa; Arthropoda; Insecta; Hymenoptera; Formicidae. The coding region runs from base 1 to 963 and encodes 320 amino acids. The transcript has 3 exons.